AUGGGAGCAUCAAAAGGAGGAACAAGACUCUCUGGAAUGCAGAAGCAAGUGCUUAGUAUGUACAGAGGGUUUUUGCGAGCUGCUCGAUCAAAGUCCCUUGAACAUCGGCGGCAGAUUGAAUCCGUUGUUUCGGCUGAGUUCCGCCGCAACUCAAAACAAGUAGAUCGCAAGAAUUUCAUCUACAUCGAGUAUUUGCUUCACCGUGGUAAGAAGCAACUCGAUCAGCUCAACAGUCCUGAUACUGUUGGAUUGUCAUCUCUGAAUGUUGAAGGCAACUAA
This is a messenger RNA of Dovyalis caffra, 279 nucleotides long. NCBI's taxonomy places the organism in Eukaryota, Viridiplantae, Streptophyta, Magnoliopsida, Malpighiales, Salicaceae. The record is from the annotation of a GenBank genome assembly.